AUGCAGAUCCCGACCUUCUUUCUGCGCACCAACACGCGACUCCUGAUCUUCCAGGCUCUCGUCGCGUGGAUUUGCAUCCGCUGUCACAAUCUGCCGAUACCCUCUACCGUAGGAUUUGUUCUCACUUCAACCCUGGGUCAAUACGUCAGUACCGCCAAGGCCAUCCUCGACAGCAGAUACGGCUUCGUCCUGCCCUGGGAAGCAACCUUCUUCCUCCCAGCAGCUCUGGAUGCAUACAUCAUAGACAGCAUGCCUGAACUGGCCAUUUUACUCGGAACCCCGCCUUGCGACGAGAGGGUUGCGAAAAGGGAUCCAGUGACCAGUAUGUGCAUCCAAGAUAUUGCAUAUCAGUGUUAUUACUAUGCAGAUGUGUACGCCCACAAGACGAAGAGCAAGAAAAGCUUGCAAGUCAUGGAAGCUUGCUGGGAGAAUUAUCACACGGAUGUCAGAGCCGCGAGGAAGCAUCAUGACCUGGGUCAUAAGCAUGAGCCAGCAACCCUCAUGCAGCUGAUCGGAUGCGUGCAGGUGGUCGAAUAUUGGGAGAAGAAGAGUGAGAAAUGCGGAAGAAUCCAGCCUAUCAGGCAUUGUAUUGCGUCUUUAGGAGCCUGGGAAUUUGUCGCAGACCUCCGGGAGAGAAACCCGCAUCUAGUCAAGGAGCCAAAGGCAGGAAAAGAGACGACCAUCGAAGGAGGCGAAGGAACGACAAAGGGACCGCAAGUCGAAGCAGCGACAUCAUAA
This is a messenger RNA of Aureobasidium vineae, 738 nucleotides long. Lineage: Eukaryota; Fungi; Ascomycota; Dothideomycetes; Dothideales; Saccotheciaceae. The record is from the annotation of a GenBank genome assembly.